CACUGAGUGCUGGAGAUGCUGCUGCCGCCGCCGCUGUCGCUGCUGCUGCUGCUGCUGCUGCUGCGGGACGGGUUCGGGUCCGAGUCGGUCUUGGCGGGCACGGGGCGUGGGACAACGCGGGACACGGUGGUGGCAGCAGGAGCACACUGAGAACCAUGUCCAGGAAGAAGACCCCCAAGAGCAAGGCGGGGAGUGUGCCGGCUACCUCUACGCUGCCCGCCGCCGCCAACGGGCCACGUCUGGCACAUCCCAGGACUGCCCGCCCUGGCCCAGAGGCACCGCCCAACGGGCCCCCGCAGUCCGGUCGGCCCUCACUUGGUGGUACUGGAGACUUCUACGACGUUGCUUUCAAGGUCAUGCUGGUGGGGGAUUCCGGUGUGGGGAAGACCUGCCUGCUUGUGCGUUUCAAGGAUGGGGCUUUCCUGGCUGGUACCUUCAUCUCCACCGUGGGCAUCGACUUCCGGCCAGAGGAUGGCAGGCGUUCUUACUGGUGCUGGCUGCUUCUGUUUCAGAAUAAAGUUCUGGAUGUGGAUGGCAUGAAGGUGAAGCUGCAGAUCUGGGACACAGCUGGUCAGGAGCGGUUCCGAAGUGUCACCCACGCCUACUACCGCGAUGCUCACGCACUGCUGCUGCUCUACGACAUCACCAACAAAGAUUCCUUCGACAACAUCCAGGCCUGGUUGACAGAGAUCCAGGAAUAUGCCCAGCAGGACGUGGUGCUCAUGCUGCUGGGGAACAAGGUUGACUCAACUCAAGAACGUGUGGUAAAGAGGGAAGAUGGGGAGAAAUUAGCCAAGGUGAGUCAAAUCAGGGAGGGUGAAGAGGGAGCUCUUGAGAUUCUGACACUUGGGCUGCCCCCAUGUGCCCAGCACCCAGCUGGCAGUAGCUAUUUGCAGGAGUAUGGGCUACCUUUCAUGGAGACCAGCGCAAAGACUGGCCUCAACGUGGACUUAGCUUUUACAGCCAUAGCAAAGGAGCUGAAACAAAGAUCAGUCAAGGCUCCCAGCGAGCCCCGCUUCAGGCUGCAUGACUAUGUGAAGAGGGAAGGGCAAGGGGUCUCCUGCUGUCGACUCUGAACCUGGACUCUCAGUUCCACACUGGAAGAAGCAGCUCUGCCUUUGAAAGUUGUCUGGGAGCCUACAGACUCAACCUCAGAGGAUGGAUGCCUUAAUGUCUUCCAAGACACCAGAGGCUAACGUCCUACCCCUUUGUCCCAGUGGCCACUAGAAAUGGUUUUGAAGCAUACGAACCGUGCCGUGGCAUAUUGCUGCCCUCUUAUGGGCACUCCCAGCAAUUUAGACGGCACCACACAGCACCCCUAUGAAAAGCCAUGCUAUAUUAACACACUGCUCCUUCAGGACUCCACCUGGGACUCAAAGCUAUGUCCAUCAUCCAUGUCCAUUUGUUGGGCUGCUUCCAACUCACUGCGAGGCUCUGAUACAAAUUACCACAGGAAUAUAAGGAUGCUAGAACCCAGUCACCACUUGGCCCAGUCCUUUCCACCUUGUACUAUAGCCACCAAACCAUAAAUGCCCAGUGGGAAAAAAAUGUGUCCUCAAAGAUCCUAUUAAUAAAGGCGU
Molecule: messenger RNA, 1580 nt
Organism: Apodemus sylvaticus (European woodmouse)
Lineage: Eukaryota; Metazoa; Chordata; Mammalia; Rodentia; Muridae
Gene: Rab26
Product: RAB26, member RAS oncogene family
Exons: 8
Coding region: 156-1076 (306 amino acids)
Biological process (GO): regulation of exocytosis; protein secretion
Cellular component (GO): Golgi apparatus; endosome
Molecular function (GO): GTPase activity; GTP binding
Source: RefSeq, a predicted model, not a curated record